AUGCUGUCUCAAGCCAGGAUCAUGUUCCGCAAGCUCCGUGGUAGUGGCAGCCGUAGCAGCCGUAGCAGCGAGCCCGCGCCAUCAGCGCCAGCCACGACAGCAGAGAGCGAAAUUGUUGACCCAUUCCCUCGCGCUAUCCAUAUCAGCGACGUGAAGUGGCCACCCACCAAGCUACCCUCCGAUUCAAAGUCCAUGUCCAUUGUAGUCGCGAAUGCCAAAGGUGCCGCCGAUUACUUACUUCUUUAUAGGCUACUCCAGAGAGAGAAGGGUUACUACGAGUUCGACCCUAUGGGCGGCUUAGACGCAGAUUACCUUUGCGACGGUCACGUCUACAAUGUCUGGUUCAGCCCGCCCAGCGUCCUGGGGGGUGGCCUAGCUUACUCCUCCCUCAUGCAGCAUAUCUGCCUCAUCUUCACGUACGACGCUUCGUCGAGGGAAUCGUGGGACGAGAUGGUCGCCGCCUACGAGAGGAUACGCAGCCGCUGCGAAGACGGGGUCUUCCCCUUUAUUGCGACAAUGAUCGCCGCCAUGAGUGAAGGUGAAGCCCUCGUGUCGCACAUAGAAGCCGAGGCGUUUGCAACCCAGCGGGACUGUCUCUUUGUCAAGUUCUCUCCCGCAACUGGGCGCGGCAUCUGCGAUGCGGUCGGCUCGCUAGUUGAGCUGGCGAAUGGCGCUCGUGAUCAAUAUACCAUGGAUCAGGAGGAUUGUACCCAGAGGUACAAGAGGGCGGGGGCAUUGCAGGCAUUAUUUGCCAGCUAUGGAUGCCCAGAUCAAGAGUGA
Molecule: messenger RNA, 780 nt
Organism: Penicillium vulpinum
Lineage: Eukaryota; Fungi; Ascomycota; Eurotiomycetes; Eurotiales; Aspergillaceae
Exons: 2
Coding region: 1-780 (259 amino acids)
Source: RefSeq, a predicted model, not a curated record